AUUAGUGGUGACAAGAUGUUACACUGGUGUAUUAGAAUUUCUGAUCGGCUUUCAUUUGGUGUUGAUUAGUGUAGCCCAAUACCAUACCAGUGUGUUGAAACUCUAUGCUAAUGAGUGAACAAUCUUUGAAUAAAUUCUAAACUGUGUAAGUAACAGAUGUGUAUGGAUUGUGCAAUGCUAAUAGCUUGGAUUGGGUUUAUCAAUGCUCAUAAAGUAGUGUUCUGAAUGUUGAGAUAAACUACUUACAUCUGGACCCAUUAUCUGUCUUAUUAAUCUGUGCGACACAGUUUCUGUACCAGUGCAUUAACCUUAACAUGUCGACUCCUCGGACUUUACGAAGAAGGAUGGCCACGGCUGGAGAAAAUGGUACAAACAAUACAUCUAGUAGGAAGCGCCCGCAUGCUCAUGACUUGUCUAGUGUGGACAGGGAGGUGGAACAGAUUAUGGGAGACUCCAGGAGGAUAAAACUUCAGGCUAUGUCCAAGCAUAAAAUUGGACCUGCUCCGUUUAGUCAUGAACCAGAGGCAAUAGAAAUCAAUGCACAGACUGAUUACACUCACAGAAUCACUUUAGAGGAUGCAAACGCAGGAAAUGUACCGCGACCAGUUAGGAUCUAUGCAGAUGGUAUCUAUGACAUGUUUCACACAGGACACGCUCGACAGCUCAUGCAAGCUAAGAUGGCAUUUCCACACACUUACCUUAUAGUUGGAAUUUGCAGUGAUGAAAUGACGUUCAAGAACAAGGGCAGAACGGUGAUGAAUGACACAGAACGCUACGAGGCUGUCCGGCACUGCCGUUAUGUUGAUGAGGUAGUCACUGAUGCUCCGUGGACACUGGACAUGGCAUUCUUGGAGAAACACAAAAUUGACUUUGUGGCCCAUGAUGAAUUGCCUUACACAACUGGCUCUGCUGAUGAUGUCUAUAAAUUUGUGAAAGAGCGAGGCAUGUUUCUAGCAACAGAGAGAACAGAGGGUAUCUCCACCACAGAUGUUAUCACUAGAAUCAUCAAGGAUUAUGACUUGUACAUCCGAAGAAACCUGGCCAGAGGAUACUCCCACAAGGAUUUGAACGUCAGCUAUAUGAAGGCCAAACGUCUGAAGUUGAAGGACAACUAUGAGAAGCUGGAGAACAAGCUGAAGGACAAGGGCAAAGAUCUGAUGGACAAGUGGAAGGACCAGCUGGGCAAAGGGAAUGAGAUGCUGCACAAGUGGGAGGAGAAGUCCAAGGAGUUGAUUGGCAACUUUGUGGAGAUGUUUGGACGAGAUGGUAAACUGUCUAGUGCAUUUAGAUCAGAGGUUCUAAAAUGCCAGGAUUACGUGAGGGCCAUUACACAAACUGGGGGUCAGUGGUUCCAGGAAAGUUCCCUGAGAAUGGCCAGGGCCAUCUCACCAUCCUCAUCUCCUCUACCUGACUCCCCAUCCUCCCCUUCCACCUCUGACCUCGACUCUGCUGCCAGUCCUCCUGCCAAGAGGGGACGUUACUCCCCCUCACACAUCUACCCUGAGUUACCUCAAGAAUACACAGAUGAAGAAGAUGACUAGCCUAUUUUGAUUUAUUUUCACAAAACUUCCUAAUGUUAUAUUUGUCUUUUUGGGAUACAAAAAAAUAAGAAGCAUUUGCAAGCUGCUAUUCUAUUUUAGUAAAACUAUUUCUUUUGUUGAAUAAUUGUUUGCAAAUACAAUAUUUAUUAUUAGCAGUUAAAAUCUAGUUUACUAUUUACCAAUUUUUAUUCUAUGAAAUUCGUUUCUCAUUCGCUUCCCUUAUUCUUAGUGUAGAUUAGUGUUGUGGGAUUAGUGUGAGUUUGAUACUCUAGAUUGUCUUGCUUUUAGAUUCAAUUAGGGUACCCUGUUUCAAAAGGCAUUUUUCUGUUGAGGGCUGUCAUAUUUUAAUUCCAAGGAAUUGACGACAUGAGCAUCCAUUCCAACUAACUGGCUGGCAUUAUGUGAUAUAUUUUUAAAAAUCAAAUCAACUUUGAAUGUCAGAAUUUCUUUUUUUCUAAAACUUGACUAAAUGUAAAAUUAAUCAUGCAUUUUAAAACGUCUGUUUAAGCGGUCUAACAAAAAUCGACGUUUCUUUUAGUUUUUUUAUUACAUUUAUAAAUUCCAUUACAGAAUUAAUCUGGAUUGAUUAUAUGUUUCAUUUUUGUUGCUGGUCUUAGUUCAAUGUGUGGCCAUUUAAAAUUAUGUUUGUGCUGAAACCAGUAAAUGAAUUACCUACUUUUAAAAAAGUGAACUAAUUGUAUUUUUAAUAUCAGAUUCUUCCUUUACCAAAGUUUGCAUCUUUAGCAAAGUGUUGAUUGUUGCUUGUGGGUCCAAGGCGUUGUUUGUUGUGCUAUUCAAAUUUCAUGCUAUAAAAAAUAUGUCAUGUAAAGAUGCUGGUCAGGGAGAAAUCAAUGUUUUAAUCUUGACUGAACUUGAGCAGAUAGCCAGUCUAUGAUUUGUGUAUGCUACGUUGAGUAGUCGAACUGGGUGAAAGUUUAAUAAAAUUAUAAUUUUUUGUUGUGAUGUUUGACAGGCAGCAUCAGACUAGCUGUAGCGUAUGUAAUAGACUGGUCACUUUAGAAUGUAAUAGACUGGUCACUUUAGAAUGUAAUAGACUGGUCACUUUAGAAUGUAAUAGACUGGUCACUUUAGAAUGUAAUAGACUGGUCACUUGAAAUAAAUCACUUGUUUCAAGCGAGCCUUUUAAUUUCCAAAUUAUCACUUUUUCUAAAAAUAAUUUCUUUAUUUCAGAAUAAUUAAAUUCUUUUCUUGAAGAUAAUUUUUAAAAAUAAAUCACUUUUAAUUAAUAAUAAUGUGCUGUGUUUUAAAUAUCCUAUAACAGAUAACUCCUGUGGUGUUUCCUUGUGUGAAUUUUCCGGAGCUAGAGAAAUGUAGUCCCUUAUCUGAUGACACACUGUUUGAAAAAAACUGUUAGAUACAUGAACUAGAUCUUUUGCGCAGUUGUAUCUGUUGCAAUGUUAAUUAAAAAAGUUUUUUUAGCAUCUUAUGUUAACGUAAGUCUUAAAAAGUGUUUUUAGCAUCUUAUGUUAACGUAAGUCUUAAAAGUGUUUUUUCCCUGGAUUAUGUAUUUUUCUACUAAAUUAUGUACAGUGACUUACUACAUAUCUUGAAAAGCUCGCUAUAUUUCUACUUAAAUUUAAAUGAAACAAAGUAAAUAUAACAUGCUGUUAAAGCAUUGAUUGGUACCAUGAUCUCAUUUGUGUGAUCAGCAUCAUACGUGGGACUGGUCUGUCUCGGACAGUUGUUUGUUUUAUAUCCAGUCACAAAAGGUUUUGUUAAGAUUAAUCUUUCCAGUAUAUUUAAUUACAUUUAUAUUAUUAAUUCAUUUGUAUUUUGUUAAAAUUAAAUCUUUUUUAAUAGCUUUGACAAUGAGGUAAUGAUCGAAAUUAUUUUGAUGAUUUAUCAUAAUACGCAUUUAUUUUUACACCAUUCAUAUAUUUUACUCACCAGUCAGUGAAUUACAUUUUUAGAGAAGAAAUUUAAAAUGUCAAUUUCUUCCAUUUUUUUUUUCAAGCAUUAAACUUUAAACUGGCUGAAAGGCAAAUGGUUGUAGUUACCUCCCCUUGGUUAGUUAUGUAAAUACUCCUGUCUUUCCUGUUCAGCAUAUAUUAAAAUAGAUGUACAGUAAAUGUUAUUUAUUGCUAGGGCUACAUGCUACAUAUUUAUAAUUUUUAGUUGAUCAUUCAGAAUUAUAAACUUCAAACUCUGA
Molecule: messenger RNA, 3711 nt
Organism: Physella acuta
Lineage: Eukaryota; Metazoa; Mollusca; Gastropoda; Physidae
Product: choline-phosphate cytidylyltransferase B
Biological process (GO): CDP-choline pathway
Molecular function (GO): choline-phosphate cytidylyltransferase activity; phosphatidylcholine binding
Source: RefSeq, a predicted model, not a curated record